AAUACAACUGCGGGAGUACUAUCUUCCCCAAAUUAGCAAGUCCUUACCUGUAAAAAAAAAAGAGAACUUUCUUUACCAAAUCCACUCUAUUUUCUCAAUUUCUUCUUUCUUUCUCUGCAACUUCCCCAAAAAGAGAUCUGCUGCAUUAUCAGCGGAGCCCAUUUCAGCUCCCUGCUUAGCAAAGUACAUAUUGCUCCCUCUUUUCUUUCACUAGGGUUUCCAGUAACCCCUCAUCGCUUCUUGCUUGUCUCCCUACUGACAUCGAGAUCUGCUCGUCCACUGUAUUCGUGUCUUGUUGUUCGUGAGAAGCGCGGGAUUCGAUGGGGUCUUAGAGCUCUGGUUGGUUGCAGAGGAUCUCGAGCUUUAGGAAUGGGGGCGGCGGGGAGCAGGACGGCGGUGUUCGGUUGUGUGAGUGGUUUUGGAUGAGAAUAUGCCCUUUUGGUGUUUGGAUGGGGGGCGGGUUUGUGGGCGAGGGUGCAAUCAGUCGCUUCUUCACCUUUUUUCGUCCCUUUCACAAUUUUUUUGAAAUUGUCUCUCGAUUUCUCGCCUUCUUGCUUCGAGGAGUUUGGGAGAUUUGAAGUAGCUGGUUUUCCGGGAUGAGGGUUUCUACGGCCGCCGCCAAUCCUCCGCCGCCGGAGGAAGCUGCAGGGGAGAAGAAAUGCUUGAAUUCGGAGCUGUGGCAUGCUUGUGCCGGCCCACUAGUUUCCCUCCCUCAGCUGGGAAGCAGGGUCGUCUAUUUUCCACAAGGCCAUAGUGAGCAGGUUACUGCAUCAACAAACAAGGAAAUAGAUGGCCAUAUACCUAAUUAUCCUGGCUUACCACCACAGCUCAUCUGUCAGCUUCACAAUGUUACUAUGCAUGCAGACAAUGAGACUGAUGAAGUAUAUGCGCAGAUGACACUGCAGCCCCUAAGUCCGCAAGAGCAAAAGGAUGUCUGCCUGCUUCCUGCAGAACUUGGCAUGACAAGUAAACAACCCACAAACUAUUUCUGCAAAACCUUAACUGCAAGUGACACUAGCACUCACGGAGGAUUCUCUGUGCCACGGAGAGCUGCUGAAAAAGUUUUUCCUCCGCUUGAUUAUUCCCAACAACCUCCUGCACAAGAAUUGAUUGCUAAAGAUCUCCAUGGGAAUGAAUGGAAGUUCAGGCAUGUCUUUCGUGGACAACCGAAGAGGCAUCUCCUGACAACAGGAUGGAGUGUGUUUGUAAGUGCAAAGAGACUCAUAGCAGGUGAUGCUGUCAUCUUUAUCUGGAAUGAACACAAUCAGUUGCUCUUGGGAAUUCGGCGUGCUACUCGCCCACAAACUGUCAUGCCUUCCUCUGUUUUGUCCAGUGAUAGCAUGCAUAUUGGUCUUCUUGCAGCAGCUGCUCAUGCAGCUGCUACAAGCAGCCGCUUCACUAUAUUUUACAAUCCAAGGGCUAGUCCCUCAGACUUUGUCAUACCUCUGGCCAAAUAUGCUAAAGCUGUUUAUCAUACACGAGUCUCUGUUGGUAUGCGGUUCAGAAUGCUCUUUGAGACAGAGGAAUCAAGUGUUCGCAGGUAUAUGGGUACAAUAACAGGAAUUAGUGAUUUAGAUCCUGCUCGCUGGCCAACUUCACAUUGGCGGUCUGUCAAGGUUGGAUGGGAUGAAUCAACUGCAGGGGAGAGGCAGCCUAGGGUUUCUUUGUGGGAAAUUGAGCCGCUCACUACUUUUCCAAUGUAUCCAAGUCCUUUCUCCCUUAGGCUAAAGCGGCCAUGGCCGGCAGGGCUACCUUCUUUCCCAGGUCUAAACAAUAGUGAUAUGCACAUCAGUUCUCAACUUUCAUGGCUGCGCGGCAACAUGGCUGAUCCGGGGAUUCAAUCAUUAAAUUUUCAGGGAUAUGGUAUGACACCCCCCUUCAUGCAACCAAGAUUCGAUGCUUCCAUGCUUGGCUUACAACCUGAGAUUUACCAAGCAAUGGCAACACUCGAUCCUUCUAAGCUUGCAAAUCAGCAUUCAUUUAUGCAGUUCCAGCCGAGCAUCCCAAAUGCUUCCUCAUCGCUUAUUCAGAGUCAAAUGUUGCAGCAGCAGCAACAAAAUUUGCUUCAGGGGUUUCAGGAGAACCAGCAGCAGCAGCAGCAAGCGAUAUCUCAAGCUCAGAUUCUACAGCAGCAAUUGCAGCGUAAGCAGUCUUUCAAUGAACAGCAGCAACAGAUGCAACAGUACCAACAAGACCAACAACAGCAAAAACUACAACAAAUGUCAAAGUCUAGUCUCACUAGGAUGAAAUCUCAGCCCCAACAGUUUUCACAUUUCCAGGCCUCAAGUCCUGCGGAUGUUCCUCAACACCAACAACCCUUUUCAGAUCUAUUAAUUGGAAACAAAGUUUUGAUUGCCAAUAACAACUCUUCUUUCACCCAGAGGUCGUUUUCUCAUGAAGAAGCUUCACAACUCCUCAACGUUCAUGAAACCAAUCCUUUAGCCACUCAACCCUCUAACAAGAGAAUUGCUCUUGACUCUCAGUUUUCGUGCCGAGGUAAUAGUCCAUAUGUAGUUUCACCUAAUAACACUAAGGUUUCUGACCAUCACACUUUUCUGCCACCCUUCCCCGGGAAAGACUAUCCCGAGUACAAUGCUCUCCUAGGGGUGAACGCAGACUCGUCAGUUUUACUGCAGAAUGGGGUUUCGACCCUCAAACAGAGUGGUGGUGGUGGUGGUGGUGAGAAUGGGUUGUUGAACAUGCCAUUCUCUAGUUGUGAUUUUACUAGUGGUGUUGGCACUGAUUAUCCCCUAAACACGGUGGAUAUGGCGACUUCUAGUAGCUGUAUGGAUGAAUCGGGUUUCAUGCAGUCCUCGGAAAACGUGGAGCAAACAAACCCACCACCUAACAGAACCUUUGUGAAGGUUCAUAAAUCAGGGUCCUACGGGCGCUCACUUGACAUCACAAAAUUUAGCAGCUACCAUGAGCUGAGGAGUGAGCUGGCUCGUAUGUUUGGGCUUGAGGGCCUUUUGGAGGACCCUGAAAGAUCAGGCUGGCAGCUUGUAUUCGUUGACCGAGAGAAUGACGUUCUUCUCCUCGGCGAUGACCCUUGGCAGGAGUUUGUGAACAAUGUUUGGUAUAUAAAGAUACUGUCUCCAUUCGAGGUGCACCAGAUGGGGAAGGAAGAUGGCCUUCAUCUUCUUCCCAACAAUCUCCAAAGGUUCCCGAAUGGCGAUGACAGCAGCUGUGAAGACCAUUUGAGUCAGAAAGCGGCAACUAGAAACAUGAAUGGAAUACCAUUGGGGUCUCUUGACUACUAAUGAUGAUAACCAAAUGGUUGAUUCAUUUAGCAAUCCUUCCCCGGCGUCAAGUGUACCAUAUAGUACCAACUGUUGUAUCUCUCUCUCCUCCCCAGGUAACCCAACCAAUCAGAUUGUAAAUUAUUGCUGUAAUUUGUUUAAUUCGCAUCGAGUUUGCGCCCUUGAAGUUAUGAACUCUACGAGUAAUCCCUCCUCU
Messenger RNA from Cuscuta campestris, 3456 nucleotides. NCBI's taxonomy places the organism in Eukaryota, Viridiplantae, Streptophyta, Magnoliopsida, Solanales, Convolvulaceae. The record is from the annotation of a GenBank genome assembly.